AUGAUAUCUUGGGCUCGUCCAAUAUCAUGCUGUCGCGAUCCUCACACGACGAACUCCCUCGACAACUUCCCAUCCGUCCCGUCACAGCCUCCAUAUGCUUCUGCAGACCAUCUCAAACUAACACUGAGCUUGUUCCCUAGUUCACUGAUACCCACAUUCAACAACCAGAUCACACAAUGCCUCCUCCUCGCAAGGGUGGAGGGAGGCCCCCCGGCCGGCGAUGGCAAAAGGCCUCGCAAGGAAAAGCGACAGCUCGUUCGCUGGGACCAGGAACUCGACACCCUCCUCCUUCUCACCGUGCAGUCGGCAUGCAACUUGACCGGAGUCAAAGUUCCCUGGGAGAAAGUUGCUGAGCUUAUGGGUCCCAAGUUCACCGAAGGAGCCAUUGUGCAGCAUCUCUCCAAGCUACGCAUCCGUCGUGAAGGUGCCGGCCAGCGCGUUCCCCCACCCCUUCGUCGCUCUGUUACUGCUGCUGCCGCCGCUUCUGGUGGUGGGAAAGGAAGUCUCAAGUCGGUAAAUAAUUCGCGCAAGCGUAAGAGCCGUUCUGAUGUGGUGGACGAUGAUUUCUCGGAUGGCCUGGACGCCCAGGAAGAGGAUAAAUCGGAUCCAGAGUACAUCCAGAACAAGAAAAAGCAUAAGUCCAAACGCUUUUCGUUCUCCACCUCCAAGAAGUCAAACAAGAUCAUGGAAGACGACGAUGACGACGAUGACACUCUGAUGUGCGGCGGGGCCCCAUUCCUUCAACACGCCGAUGCCGACCUUGAGUCCGAGCAGUACGAAAGCGAUGAUGACGAUGAAGAUGCCGAACAUGACGACGAUUACGACUCUGAUUCCUACAGAGCGGCCAAGCUCAAGCUUGAGGAGGCUAGCCCGACUCCCCGCCAAUCCCGAGUUGUCAAGCUGCCCAUCAGCCUGGGAAACCGAGGCCAGGGUGCCAUGAAGUCAAUCCUAGGCCAGGCCAAUGCGACUGCACCACCUCUGGCAAUGGGAAGACCUCAUAACCAGAACUUCUACACCAACGACCCGGCUAUGAUGAACAACAAUCCUAGCUCAAUGUUCGUGCCUCAAGGUCCCUGGAAUCCCGGUCAAAUGCCAACCAGCCAGGCUCCCGAGAACAUGUAUCAGUCCGCACCUAUGCAGCCCGCACAUGUGUUCUGGCCCCAGCCAACUCCCGUCGUCAACAAUCAAAUGCUUCAUCCAGGUGAAUUCGUCUGGUCCCAUCAUGCACCCGCCUUUGCUACUAGACAAGGGGGCACUUUGGCAGUCUCUGGCCUUCCAGCCUCGACCUGGGAUUCGAGCUCGGCCACUGUUGAAGCACCCUCCGCCCCAUCAAUGGGCAUGAACCCAAGCGACUGGUUUAUGUCGAACCCCUUUGGCCAGGAUGACGAUGAGGAAGGCCAAGGUGAUUUCAAGAAGCUGGAGGGCGGCGAGGAGUAUUAA
Messenger RNA from Penicillium subrubescens, 1440 nucleotides. RefSeq lists its product as uncharacterized. The transcript has 2 exons. The record is from RefSeq and is a predicted model, not a curated record. Bases 1 to 1440 code for a protein of 479 amino acids. Lineage: Eukaryota; Fungi; Ascomycota; Eurotiomycetes; Eurotiales; Aspergillaceae.